Molecule: messenger RNA, 1647 nt
Organism: Camellia sinensis
Lineage: Eukaryota; Viridiplantae; Streptophyta; Magnoliopsida; Ericales; Theaceae
Source: RefSeq, a predicted model, not a curated record
CCCUAAAAAUUUGAAACAAGUUUUAUCCUUUCCGCCAAGAACCAGGAGGAGAAGCAGAAGGAGAAAGCACUGUUCAAGUUGAUUCAAACAUUUGGGUUUAGGGCAAAAAUCCGUAUCUGCUUCCUCAUACAAGCAUCCAAGAAGAAGAGCAAUAGCAAUGUCGGACAUUUUUCCAGACGAAAUCAUGGUUGAAAUCGUCUAGAGACUACCCACCAAAUCCCUAAUCAAAUUCAGCCCAAACGUUUUCAGAAAUUACUCUCUCUCUCGGUCGUCGCCGCUGCCCAUUGCCACCGCCGAGACCUGUUUUGCUUUCGCCGCCGCAUCCGCCGCCACGGAGAAAAGCUCCCAAAGCUGUUGACGAAGAUCUCUACAGGAUCUCGCCGGAGCUCCUCCACCGAAGAUCAUUUGCAGAGAGAAGGUGAAGUGCAAUGGCGUUGUCAUUAUCGAAGUGGCUCGUAGACCCCAAGAAGAACUGGUUCGCUGCUCAACACAUGAAAUCUGUCUCUACACGCCUCCGCAGAUACGGUUUGCCCUAUUACGAUCUGGACGUGAAGGAAUCCCACACUCGAAUCAUUGAACCUGAACCCGGAGUUAUGACUCCCAAUUCGAAGAGAACCGGCGUCAUCGCAGUCAAGUGUGGAAUGACUGCACUUUGGGACAAGUGGGGGGCCAGGGUUCCCAUCAGCAUUCUUUGGUUGGACUAUAACAUCGUAUCUCAAGUCAAGACCCCCCAAAAUGAAGGAAUCUCUGCUCUCCAGAUUGGUUGCGGGCAUAAGAAAGAAAAACAUUUGACAAAACCCGAAGUGGGUCAUUUCAGAGCUCAGGGUGUUCCAAUGAAGAGGAAAUUGAGGGAAUUCCCAGUCUCAGAGGACGCACUUCUUCCUCUUGGUUUUUCCAUUGGUGUUCGCCAUUUUGUUCCUGGCCAGUUUGUUGAUGUCACCGGAAUUACAAGAGGGAAAGGUUUUCAGGGUGGGAUGAAAAGAUGGGGAAUGAAAGGAAAUCCUGCAUCUCAUGGUGCAUCAUUGUCACAUCGAAGUAUUGGUUCUACGGGUCAACGGGAUGCUCCUGGAAAGGUUUUCAAAGGCAGAAAGAUGCCUGGGCGCAUGGGUGGCAAGCAACGGACAGUUAAGAAUGUUUGGGUUUACAAAAUAGACCCAGCAAGGAAUUUGAUGUGGGUGAGAGGCCAAGUUCCAGGAGCUGAAGGAAACUUUGUGUUUAUAAAAGAUGCUGUUUACAAAAAACCUGAUAUUUCGAUGCUUCCAUUUCCUACAUAUUUUGCCCCAGAAGAUGAGAACCUAGAAGAGUUGGAACCUCUGGUUGCUGAUCUCGGGGAAGUAGAUCCGUUUAUGGUAGCAGAUUAAUUAGAGCUGGGUCUGGGAAUUCCCCAAAAAUAAGGCACUGGAGGAUGAUGCAUCCCCGUCCUUAGCCUUAACAGGUUUGACAAGCGAAGAGACUUGAGGAAAGCACUUCAUAUUUAAUAUUCUUUUCUUUUGAAUGUAUUAAGUUACCCCGCUGUGAGGGGUGGGAUACUUGGUUUGAUCUUAUCUUUCUUAGACUUGUUUUCUGAUUUUUUUUUCAUAUCUCCAAACAGUUGAGUUGUGAGCUGUGACUACCUGUGAAAUAUAAUGUUAUGGAAACUGUUUGUCA